AUGGCAGCUUGCCCCCUGUCCUGCCUCCUCCUCAUCCUAUCCUUCAUCCUGACGGGGCCCAGCCUGGCCCAGGACCUCACCAGCUCCACCACCACUGACCCGGACACUGUCCAAACCCAGACAGCCAAUCAGACAGCUCCGAUGACACCCACCAUGACGGAGCCCGUCACCACGCUAGUAACCACAGAGUUCAGUGGCGUGUCGACGCCCAGCGGCGACAUCGCGGAUGAUGAGGAUGCCAUCCCUACCAAAGGCACCCGUUGCCAAGGUUACUACGAUGUGAUGGGCCAGUGGGACCCACCUUUCAACUGCAAUAUGGGUGUUUUCCUGUACUGCUGUGGCACCUGCUUCUACCGCUUCUGCUGCCAGUUCAGAGGGCAGCGGCUCGACCAGAGCAUCUGCUCAAACUAUGACACACCCAUCUGGGCCAACACGGGCAAGCCCAUCACCACGGUGACCGAGGGCCAUGGCAACCAGGAGAGAGACCGCACCCAUAUGAUUGUCUACAUCAUCUGUGGAGUGGUGGCCAUCAUGGUGCUGGUGGGCAUCUUCACCAAGCUGGGCCUGGAGAAGAGCAGGGGAUCGGCAGGGGCGCAGAACGACCUCAGCAACUCCAGGACCCUGACAGAGCUUCUGAAGCAGCCCAGAGGAGAGGUUAGCUCAGUGGACAGCACAAUCACCAACCCCCCUAUCGAAACCAACUACAUCUCAGCUAGGAUGCUACGCAGCCGCAGCGAGCACUACCACCUGAACAAUUCAGCCUUAUACCCAGGAAUGCCACACCCUCACAGCAACCUCAGUGGACUGGGCCUCAACAAGUACAACUCCCUCAGGGCUGUGGCGGACACUGCCUCUCGGGGAUACUAUAAGAGCUACCCUUUGAUGGACUUCUCCCAGUACCAGGCAGCCCCUCCAGCCUUCCAGCCCAUCUCCCUGCACCCCAAAGACAAGUCCUACCUUCACCAGGACCACCACCAGCUCCCCACCCACCACAACCUCCACGCCCCCCUCUCCAUCUCCAUCCCCCAGAGCCACCCGGAGAGGUCCCGCCUGUCCAAGACCACCAGCCACCCCCUGUUCUCUAGCUCGGCCUUGAAAGCCUGGGACACCAGUGGACGCCAUGUCCAGAGGCAGACCUCCCAGCCUGGGCACAUCUCAGCCCACCAGCAUGCCUAUUCCACCAGGAGACAGCACAGCGUAGAGAAUUUCCCGGAGAUGUUCAACCACCCUGUGUCAUACGGCCACCCAUCCUCCUACCACCACACCAGGCAUAAGAGCUACUCCACCAACAGCAAGACAGAGGUCACUGUCUGA
This is a messenger RNA of Salvelinus namaycush (lake trout), 1314 nucleotides long. It is a transcript of the gene shisa8b, whose product is annotated as shisa family member 8b. The transcript is spliced from 4 exons. NCBI's taxonomy places the organism in Eukaryota, Metazoa, Chordata, Actinopteri, Salmoniformes, Salmonidae. Gene Ontology annotation, biological process: regulation of short-term neuronal synaptic plasticity; regulation of AMPA receptor activity. Gene Ontology annotation, cellular component: dendritic spine membrane; AMPA glutamate receptor complex; postsynaptic density. The record is from RefSeq and is a predicted model, not a curated record. Bases 1 to 1314 code for a protein of 437 amino acids.